AUGCCUCCCAAUCAAAGAUCACGCUCGCUUCUACAAAGGCAUCGAGGCAAGCUGCUCAUUUCGUUGACAGGGAUAGUUGCUCUAUUCACUACAGGGUCGGUGGUAGUGUUCUUCGUGAAGAGGUGGUUGUAUAAGCAGCAGCUACGGAUCACUGAAGAGCACUUUAUCAAGGAGCAGAUCAAGAGAAGGUUUGAGCAAACACAGGAAGAUUCAUUGUACACAAUAUACGAGCUACUACCAGUAUGGGAAAUGGUUUUGAAUGAAAACGAUUUGAAUUUGGACAGUAUCAUUACUCAAUUAAAGGACCAAAAAAAUCAGUCCACUAGACAGAAGUCCAGUGAAAGUAUAGAGAGUUCGCCUCUAAAGACUAAGGCUGAGCUGUGGAACGAGUUAGAACUCAAGAGUUUGAUCAAGCUGCUGACAAUAACGUACACAGUGUCGUCAUUGAUCCUAUUAACUAGACUACAACUAAAUAUCUUGACAAGAAAUGAGUAUUUGGAUUCCGCGAUAAAACUAACGAUGCAGCAGGAAAACCACAACAAAAUUAACCACAGGCUUUAUGACUGGGUCACAUCUUGGUGGAGCAAUCCGCAGGGGAAGAUGGUUGAUUCAAUGACAACGAAAAAAUUAAAGAAGGAUGGCCAGGAAGUGUAUAUUAAUGAACAGGCAUUUUUGUCACUUUCAUGGUGGAUCCUAAAUAGAGGUUGGCUGGACUAUAAUGAAAUAGUUACCAACCAAAUUGAAAUUGAGUUUCAAGGUAUACAUCCAAGGGACACUUUGACACUAGAAGAAUUCAGCUCUCGCCUCACGAACAUAUUUCAAAAUAUAAAUUCCCAAAUAUUCCAGCAGAAUAAUAGUAGCCUUAUCUCGAUUUUCCUUCCUAAGGGUUCUGGCGGACAAGAAUUUCUUCUUUCACAAACACUUGAUCCGGAAGCGUUAACAUGCUUCCAUUCUAACACCUUAGUUUUCAAUCAAUUGAUAAACGAAUUGUCCCAAUGUAUCGAAAGCACGGCAACCUCCAUAGUGUUAGAAUCCCUAAUAAACGAAUCAUUCCACUUCAUAAUGAAUAAGGUCGGCAUGAAGACCAUGGCAAAGAAGAAACCGGGACAGGAGGAGCAACAAAACUAUCAAAUGGCUGUUUUUUCUAUGUCCAUGAAAGACUGUUGCCAAGAAAUGCUUCAAACAGCUGCGGGGUCGGCCGAAAGUGGUAGCGUGAACGAAUACCUUGCCACUUUGGACUCUGUCCAGACACUGGAUGACCUGAGUGCCAGCGUGUACAGUAACUUUGGUGUUUCCAGCUCGUAUGGAUUCAAGGACUGA
This is a messenger RNA of Saccharomyces mikatae IFO 1815, 1320 nucleotides long. It is a transcript of the gene PEX3, whose product is annotated as Pex3p. The record is from RefSeq and is a predicted model, not a curated record. The transcript has a single exon. Gene Ontology annotation, molecular function: protein-macromolecule adaptor activity. Bases 1 to 1320 code for a protein of 439 amino acids. Gene Ontology annotation, cellular component: peroxisomal membrane. NCBI's taxonomy places the organism in Eukaryota, Fungi, Ascomycota, Saccharomycetes, Saccharomycetales, Saccharomycetaceae. Gene Ontology annotation, biological process: protein import into peroxisome membrane.